CCUAUAAAAGAGAAGGGGACAGCUCAGAUCCUGGAGAGCAGUCCCAGUAGAGAGUCCCCAUCCCAGCUCUGGGAGCCUCCUCUGCAAGUCUAGCGUCAUGAAGGUCCUUGUGGUUGCCCUGUUUGUCCUCCUCUGCACCUCGACCCUCUGUGCAGAAGAUAGGAGCCAGGAACCGUCCUCCUGCUGCUUUGCCUACAUCUCCCGAAAGAUCCCCCGCAAACUCGUGGUUUUCUAUUAUGAGACCAGCAGCGCAUGCUCCUCGCCGAGUAUCGUCUUUGUCACCAAAAAAGGCCAUCACGUCUGUGCCCAUCCCAAUGAAGCCUGGGUCCAGGAAUACAUCAGGGACUUGGAGUGAUCCAGCAAGAAACAUUGAGAGGUGUGGGGAGAUGGGGAUCCAGGGGACUGUCCCUGCAACCCCCCAAAGUCUUCUCUCCUAUGGGUCCCUUCACCCUCCACUAACCAUACUCGGAAACCUUUCUUAAUUUUACUUGAGUUAAUUAAAUUAGAUACUGUAAAUCAUUUGACCUUCUGGAUGUUUCCUCUGAGAAAUCAUAUGGCACCCUCUUUUCCUAGCCCUCUUCCCUGUCACUCAUAUAGUGGUUGAUUUGUACUUAGGGGGAUUGUGAAAGAUUGUGUCCUUCUCUAAGGCCUUACUGGACCAAAUCCAUCCAUAGAUACUUACUGAGUUUUUGUGAAACCUUUAUUGUUAAAAAAAAAAAAAGUCAGAAUAA
Marmota monax (woodchuck) is the source of this 731-nucleotide messenger RNA. RefSeq names its product C-C motif chemokine 3-like. Gene Ontology annotation, cellular component: extracellular region. Lineage: Eukaryota; Metazoa; Chordata; Mammalia; Rodentia; Sciuridae. Gene Ontology annotation, biological process: cellular response to type II interferon; positive regulation of GTPase activity; immune response. The transcript is spliced from 3 exons. Gene Ontology annotation, molecular function: chemokine activity; CCR chemokine receptor binding. The record is from RefSeq and is a predicted model, not a curated record. The coding region runs from base 98 to 355 and encodes 85 amino acids.